Necator americanus (New World hookworm) is the source of this 1236-nucleotide messenger RNA. RefSeq lists its product as uncharacterized. The transcript is spliced from 5 exons. The record is from RefSeq and is a predicted model, not a curated record. The coding region runs from base 1 to 1236 and encodes 411 amino acids. Gene Ontology annotation, biological process: protein transport. NCBI's taxonomy places the organism in Eukaryota, Metazoa, Nematoda, Chromadorea, Rhabditida, Ancylostomatidae. Gene Ontology annotation, cellular component: cytoplasm.
AUGGACUACAUUUCAAGUUUCGAUAUUCGUCUUCCGAAAGAAAUUUACUAUGCUGGUGAGAAAAUCACUGGCACCGUGCUUCUGGAAAACACAGAAAAUAUAAAAAUAAAGGGAAUCCGAGUAUUGCUUCGUGGGAAGGUUCACGCUACGUUGAAAGUGGUGAAGUCUGGGGAAAGGAGAACAAUAAAGGACGACCAAUAUGUCCUGGAUGAGAAAAUGCUCAUCUGGGGAAAAGACAAAACCGAUGAAUCCGAGGUUAUUCCGAUUUUGGCAAGAGGAUUGCACCAAUUCCCGUUUGCAUUCGAUUUGCCGCAAAGUACCCUUCCAUGUUCACUCGAAAGCCGGCAUGGAACGAUUCGUUACUAUAUCAAGGGAAAAGUCUCCUUGCCUCUCCAUCAUACGCUGCCUCAGUACCGUACACACCAAGCCUUGCCAUCUCAGACAUCGGACGGUAUGGCGUCCGAGACGAUCAAGUUUCAGCUUGACGUUGUGCUUACAACGCCAGAACAGUGUUCACAGACGCCACCUGUAUGCCCUUCUCGGAGUUGCACAGAUCAAAUCUCACGUGAUGCUCUGCAGGAGACCAAGUGCAGAAGGAGCGACGCACGACAGAUGAAUAACGCUACAUUCGUCAUUCGUGGAGAGAAGACUCCUUUGGUUUUGUUGUGCACCCGUCUGUCACCCACCUUAUCGAUUCUCACAUCCUGUAAACUCGCUUGGCCAUUCCUCACCUCCGUUCUCUGCGCAAAAAAAAACUGCUACUCAGCAGCAGCUGAUGAUUCCGAAUGGGACGCGUUUUACGAGGAACAGCAGAACAUGAUCCGCAGUGAGAAGUCCUUCUACAAAUUCGUAGUCGGAGACUUCAAUGCAAAACUAGACAAGGCUACAGAAGAGGAAUACAUGAUCGGAAAAUUUGGACCAAGAGUUCGAAACGAAAGUGGCAAUCGUCUCGCUGAGCUGUUGUCCGCCCUUCGCCUCUUCUAUAGGAAUUCUCUUUUCAACUACCUACUCACAAAGCGGGGGUGGAGUCUACGUGCCGUCUCGGUAGUACCAUCCUUCUUUAGUGGUUCUGAUCAUCAUCUCCUUUGUGCGAAAAUACGAUUUAGCCACAUGAUGGAAAAGAACAUUUGCUAUCGGCAACGAAGGAGAAAGGAAGUUGUCUACAACGAUUGCGUAUUCGAGGACUCCUUGUCCCAACGUGACUGGCACAUCGAGGAAGACCCAAACGUGGACUGA